Molecule: messenger RNA, 1131 nt
Organism: Dujonia railenensis
Lineage: Eukaryota; Fungi; Ascomycota; Pichiomycetes; Serinales; Debaryomycetaceae
Source: the annotation of a GenBank genome assembly
AUGUCAGAUAACAAACUACCAGGAAUUGCAACAGAUGCAGUAUUGGUCAAGUCUGAACCUGUUCCGGAUGAUUUUGUAGAAGUUAAGGGGAUCGACUACUCCAAAGACUCCGCAUACAACAUGAGAGCCACCGAUUUAAUUGACUCUAUGAAGACCAUGGGGUUUCAAGCAUCUAGUUUAGGAAAAGCUUGUGAUAUUAUCAACAGUAUGAGAGAAUGGAGAGGUAAGCACAUAGAUUCUCUUCCAGAGCACGAAAGAGGUGGUGAAUUUGACGAAGAUGGAGUGCAAAAGACAACCAUAUUCAUGGGGUUCACCUCGAAUUUGAUUUCUUCUGGUAUCAGAGACACCUUGAGAUAUUUGGUGCAGCACAAAAUGGUAAGUGCAAUUGUUGCCAGUGCCGGAGGAAUAGAAGAAGAUCUUAUCAAAUGUUUGGCACCUACCUACAUGGGAGAAUUUAGCUUACCUGGGAAGGGUCUUAGAGAUAAGGGAAUGAAUAGAAUUGGUAACUUGUUGGUACCAAACGAUAACUACUGUAAAUUUGAAGAAUGGAUUGUACCAAUUUUAGAUAAGUGUUUAGAAGAACAAGAGGCUGAAAUGACCAAAUUAGGCUCGGAAGGAAUGAAUGCAGGCUCAGGAGCUUGCUGGACUCCAUCAAAAUUGAUUGAUAGACUUGGAAAGGAGAUCAAUGAUGAAUCUUCUGUGUUGUACUGGGCCCAUAAGAAUAAGAUUCCAAUUUUCUGUCCUGCAUUGACCGAUGGUUCCAUUGGGGACAUGUUAUUUUUCCAUACGUUCAAGGCCCUGCCACAGCACUUGAGACUAGACAUCGUUGAGGAUAUCCGCAAGAUCAACUCCAUGUCUAUGGAAGCCAGUCAGGCCGGUAUGAUAAUCCUUGGAGGAGGGUUAAUCAAGCAUCACAUUUGCAAUGCCUGUUUGAUGAGAAACGGUGCUGACUACGCUGUCUAUAUUAACACCGGUCAAGAAUUCGACGGUUCAGAUGCAGGAGCCAGACCUGACGAAGCGGUUAGUUGGGGUAAAAUCAAGGCUGAUGCAUCACUGGUCAAGGUGUACGCCGACGUUUCUGUGGUGCUCCCAUUGAUUGUUGCUGCAACCUUUGCAUCCAAGAGACCAUAG